AUGUUCCGUAACAGGCGCAACUCGCAGAAGCCCAACGAGGAGUUGAUCCAGCGAUUUCAGAAAAAUUUCUCUGAUGUCGUCUCUCCGUUGUCCAGUAUGAACGCUGCCGCGGCGCUCGGUGGCAAUCCUCAAAUGGGCCACCAUGUACCCUCCUCGAAAUUCUCCAUGGAAACGGACAUGAAAAUGGAUUCCUCGUUUCAGGGCCAUCACCCACAAGAUGCACAGUUCAUGGCUCCUAUGGUCGACUCAAACGCCGUCCACUUCAUUGAUCCUCUCAACCAACACCAUGGGUAUUAUACUCCAAAUUCCGGAAACCUCAGUGCUGGACAUCACAGCUCGGCCGGUGACCUCCAUACGCCUGGGAUGGGGUUGAGCAUGAUUACUCCCCUUUCGCUCUCCCAGCAGGGCCAUAUUCCGACCAACAGUGCAGGAAUGCCUCUUGAUCCGUUCAGCCAGCAGUUCAUCUCCUCCCAUUAUCAAAACCCGCAACAUUUUGCACCGCAGGUGUCGUUCGCACCUAAUGAAUUUGUCCACGGUGAUAUGGGCGAUAUGGGCGAUAUGGGUUUUGAGGCGGUAGAUGAAGCCCUGGACGAAGUGUCUAUAAAUGAUGUGGAUAUACAGGGGUUCUCACAUUCACAUAUGGCCCCAGCUAUGCGGGGCCCCGAACAGCAGGAGUUGCAACCCCCGGAUGAAAAUUUCCGGUACAAUGUUACACUCCGAGCACCAACAGCGAUGAUUAACCACCAAAACGAGAUUCCCGUCACGUACCUCAACAAAGGUCAAGCUUACACCCUGUCCGUUGUCGAUACCGCACCGCCGCAAUCAAACCCCAACAAGCCAGCCAGAUACAGAACCUAUGUCCGCGUGUCUUUCCAAGAUGACGAACAGAGAGCGAAGCCUUCGGCUUGCUGGCAACUCUGGAAGGAAGGACGUGGGACAAGUGAAGCUCACCACAGGGGAGGAAAGCUGCAGGCCGUUGAGUUCGUGGACCCCGCUCAAGGAAAUCUCGACGACCAAAAGAACAAGCAGAUCCAACUUGAGAAUGCAUCGUUCGACGGGUUCUGCGUUACAUGGACCGCCAACCAAGCCUCCAAGGCAUCGGACUGUGCCAUAUCUGUUCGAUUUAACUUUUUGUCGACCGAUUUCAGUCAUUCCAAGGGCGUCAAGGGUAUCCCUGUUAGAUUAUGUGCGAAGACGGAAUUGGUCGAUGGGGACUCUACCCGAGAUUCUACUAGGGAGUCGGAAGUGUGCUAUUGCAAAGUGAAGCUUUUCCGUGACCAUGGUGCCGAACGGAAACUGUCCAACGAUAUUGCACACGUCAAGAAGACCAUCGAGAAGCUACGCCAGCAGAUUCAACAAAAUGAGAUGGGAGCAGGAAACUUCGGUAAGCGAAAGCGUGGCAGCAACGGGGUUGCUUUCAAGGGUUCAGACCAACGUCCCUCGAAGAUGUUCAAGCACAAGCGCACGCUAUCUAUGAGCUCGCAAGAUGGCAAUAGUAAGACGAGCGUUGCCGAUGACUUGCACGAAAAGCUUGCACUCCUGCAGGAUAUGUUCUCCUCGACCAGGCCUGUUAGUAUCCUCGGCCUUCGAGGUGACGAGCAGGAUGACCCGGACUUGUAUCCCGUACAGCUCCCGGAAAACCGCGAAUUCGCUAAGAAGGAAUUCCCUGGUGGCCGCCAGUUCAGCCUUGACAAAAACGCCUUGCAAGAGGUUUCACCCACCACUAGCCAUAUGUCAAUCAACUCGCCAUUGAACCCUCCCAACACCAUGCAGGCGAGUUUAUUCAGUGAAUCCCAGUUCUCGCGGCAGUCGUCUGAAACUCCCGAUAACAAGGGGUUUUUAAAGCACCCUGUCAAAGUCCAGAGGCUUCCUUCUGGAAAUGGAGGCACGCCCAUGGGUCAUAUUGAAGCUGUGGACAUUGAUCCCACUUAUAGACCGCCAGCAGAACGGCAACCUAGGCCGAUUGCUUGCUUCUAUGUUCGAUUUCCGAAGAAUGAUCAGCACCAGGACGAUUAUUACCGAGCCGUCUAUCUUACCGAGCGCACAGUCCGUGACCUGAUGGAGAAGAUCUCUGUGAAACAACGGAUAGACCCCCAGCGUAUUAUGCGCGUGCUCCUCGUCAAAGAGAACGGACUCAGAAUCAUGGUCGACGAUGAUGUGGUCCGCGAACUUCCCGAUGGGCAAGACAUGGUGGCUGAGAUUUCGGAGGCAUCGACAUUCGAUGCUGCGGAUACGCCCUCCCUAGUCGAAGUCAAGCUGAGAUACUAA
Molecule: messenger RNA, 2268 nt
Organism: Aspergillus versicolor CBS 583.65
Lineage: Eukaryota; Fungi; Ascomycota; Eurotiomycetes; Eurotiales; Aspergillaceae
Product: grainyhead-like protein
Exons: 5
Coding region: 1-2268 (755 amino acids)
Biological process (GO): regulation of transcription by RNA polymerase II
Cellular component (GO): nucleus
Molecular function (GO): DNA-binding transcription activator activity, RNA polymerase II-specific; RNA polymerase II cis-regulatory region sequence-specific DNA binding
Source: RefSeq, a predicted model, not a curated record